AAAGGGGAAAAAAUAGAAUCCCUCCAGUACUAACCUUACCUUUUUACCUUACCAGAUAUCCAUAGUUGACGCCAAAAGAAAAGAAGAAAAAGAGAGAAGAAGGCUUUAUUAACAGCGCGAAAGUAUGUAUUUCCCUUUUUCAUUUUGAGUGAUUUAAUUAAACGGUUGAGGAGCCGAGAAUCUGCAAAAGCUUCCUCUCAUACGCAACAACAAGGACGCCUUUUUCCACUUGGAUCGAACGGCCGUGUCGUUUAUUUUAAUUGAGUGCUUAUGUCGGAGCCAUCUUCGUCUUUAUCGUCUUCCAAGGACGAGCUGUUUCAGCUCAUCAAGCGUCUUGGAACUUAUCUCGCCCUCAAGAUGUCAAAUCUUUUCUCGAUCUCUCUCCAAAAACUGGAUCCGCGAUCUGUUGGGGCUAUUGCAGGGCUUGCUGUUGCAAUUAUCUUUACCUAUAGGUUGAUGAGAUCACCUGCAGCACCCCCAAGAAGGCAACCAAAACGUCAAGCUCCAACAACUAGUGGCUCUUCUAUCAGUGCCCAAUCAAAUGCAACAUUGAUGCCUUCUGGAGCCUGUUCACCUUCAGAGGAUUUAAGAGCACAAAAUGUUGUUGAUGAGUUCUUCCAGCCAGUAAAGCCAACAUUGGGGCAAAUAGUUAGGCAGAAACUGAGUGAAGGUAGAAAGGUAACAUGCCGUUUGCUUGGAGUAAUCCUUGAGGAAAGCAGUCCAGAGGAGCUGCAGAAACAAGCAACAGUGAAGUCCUCAGUGUUGGAUGUGCUAUUGGAGAUUACCAAAUAUUGCGAUCUUUAUCUCAUGGAGAGAGUUAUUGAUGAUGAAAGCGAAAAAAUUGUUCUUCUGGCCUUGGAAAAUGCUGGAAUUUUCACCUCCGGUGGUUUGGUAAAGGACAAGGUUCUCUUUUGCAGCACAGAAAAUGGGCGUACAUCUUUUGUUCGGCAACUAGAACCAGAUUGGCAUAUUGACACAAAUCCUGAAAUAGUUUCUCAGUUAGCUAGGUUCAUCAAAUAUCAACUUCACGUUUCUCCUACCAGGCCUGAAAGGACUGCGCCUAAUGUCUUCAGUUGUCCAUCCUUGGAACACUUCUUUGGAUGCGUUUGACGCGUGAUCCGGUAAAAAGAUGCAAAUAUGUUUAAAAGUUGUUCUUUACUACCCUUUGGUCAUUAUGUGCGACCCUUUACAUUUUCUUUCUUUAGGCACCUUUGUGCUGAUAUGUCAGUUUUUUAGGAUAAUGGAGAAGUUAUUUGUUUGAAAUCUGUGUAGGGUUCACAUUUGAACUUUUUUGGAACCGGAGAAACUCCAUGCAGCAAUUAAUGUUUGUAAUCUUGAUAGUGGAAGGAUAUGCAAUGCAAUCAUAAAGAAUUAUUUUGAUGCUUCA
Messenger RNA from Gossypium raimondii (Peruvian cotton), 1387 nucleotides. RefSeq names its product peroxisome biogenesis protein 22. Bases 271 to 1110 code for a protein of 279 amino acids. The transcript has 8 exons. The record is from RefSeq and is a predicted model, not a curated record. NCBI's taxonomy places the organism in Eukaryota, Viridiplantae, Streptophyta, Magnoliopsida, Malvales, Malvaceae. Gene Ontology annotation, biological process: peroxisome organization.